Messenger RNA from Galleria mellonella (greater wax moth), 617 nucleotides. RefSeq lists its product as uncharacterized. Bases 12 to 617 code for a protein of 201 amino acids. NCBI's taxonomy places the organism in Eukaryota, Metazoa, Arthropoda, Insecta, Lepidoptera, Pyralidae. The record is from RefSeq and is a predicted model, not a curated record. The transcript has 3 exons.
UCAAUUUAGCAAUGUGGUUGCCGCUGAAAAUAUUAUUUUGCAAGUACGCACUGUGUUACUUCAGCGUUGUUCAAACAAUAUCCGCUCAAACAUCCUUCAUAGACAUCCGAGACCAAAAGUUUGAAGGUGAAGAUAAGCAAAUUGUUAAAAAUCUCGCUGAAAGGAAAAAUAAGAGCGGGCUAUUAGUACCACAAUUACCACUAAGGAAUCUCACCAUUCGAAUACCACACGAGGAAAAGACUGCACUGAGAAACAAAGAAGCUGAAAGGGAUCCGACUGAGAAACAUUUAAAUAUGAAGACAAUAAAUGUAAUGCAGCAGAUCAUUUAUGGCACGCAGUAUCGGUUGAAGGACUUCGAAAGUCUUCUCAAUAAAUACUCCCAAGAUUUAAGAUUCCUUUUGUCAUUUGUAUUCAAUAGGCUAAAUACGCUGCAAUUUGAAAUGGAAGUAAUAUUAACGGUGACCUAUAAGUAUAGGGACAAGCUGAAGGUGUUCCAGCACUUGGUCUACCACGAACAUCUACUUCAGAAGUACGUGGACAUCAUCUACGUAGUCGAAUAUCUUAUAACCUUGCAUACUGAUUAUAUGAAGGAAAGACAGGGGCAGCAGCAAAUUUAG